This is a messenger RNA of Diachasma alloeum, 2051 nucleotides long. RefSeq names its product lipopolysaccharide-induced tumor necrosis factor-alpha factor. The transcript has 4 exons. Lineage: Eukaryota; Metazoa; Arthropoda; Insecta; Hymenoptera; Braconidae. The coding region runs from base 855 to 1430 and encodes 191 amino acids. Gene Ontology annotation, molecular function: zinc ion binding. The record is from RefSeq and is a predicted model, not a curated record.
UUGCAAAAAAAUCAUACAAAAACCUUCGAUUAAGAUUGACCUCCCAAGGUAAUAGCACAGAGUGUGUUUAAUUCACCAGAAAAGAGGACAAUUGUGAAAAAAUUGAAGGUGUUUCAAUAAGUGACUCGUUGAUUUUUUGAAAAGGUACUAGAAAUGACCGAGCACGUUACCCGAUAAUUACAUAACUAUUGGCUGGCUUUCUAUUCGCACACACCUUUUGAAAUGACGCAAGUUGCGUACAUGUGUACCAAUGGGGCCCAUGCCGAGCCUGAAAUACCGGUAAUGGAUGAUAUUUGUGUGUGUUCUUUUCACAUUGACUCACCGGCUAGCUGGUUCAUUCACAACUCGUUGUGUUUUGUAGUUAAGUGGCAUUAGGCUCGUACUUGCACUCCCUUGCAAGGAGUUUGAUGACAUGAGGCGUGAGGCAAUCGGACUCAAUAUGGAGAGGACGAUGAACAAAUUUCAAACGAGUUGACAUUACUGCGACGAUUUUUUUAAAAUUAUUCAGCUUGAAAAUCUUGAAAUUUAAGAUUAUAUAUAGCCCCUCAUACAGCCCCUGUGAGGAAAUAGUCGAAGAUUGCAAUUAUUCAAGAUGAUGGCAGUGUCUUCAGGACGAUCAAACGAUGAACAAACGAUUCCUUAAGAGAAGCAAAUAAAACAAAGACUUUUCAUAUGUAUGAGGGGCUAUAUAUAGCCCCUCGUGUCUCAAUUUCCGACAAUUGCGGAGCGAUCGGAACUGGUGAAGAUUGUAAACCAGGAAAAUAUGUAAACAUACUUUCCUUGUCAACACGUUCCAUUAUCGGAGCCUGAUAACGCCUGAAUUUGUCGUAGGUCACAGUUGGCAAUCUCAAGAAAUGGAAAAGAAUCAAUCGACAAUGUCAACAUCAGAGCCCGCGCCAACGGCACCGCCGCCCUCACCCACAGCACUUCCACCUUCCUACGAGGAAGCCAUUGCCCAGUCGAUGGGGAUGACAAACCCAUCGAUCAACGGCACACCAUAUCUGCAAAGUAAUUCCACGGUAUCCGUGUCCACUCCAUCUGUCCAACCCACGGUGCACAUGCCCAGGCCACAUCAACCCGAUGUUACUGAUGGGUGUGAUACACAGUUUGCACCUCCGUCGUAUGCAAUUACCUCGGAGUUGAGGGUCAUCAGGGGUCGGGCCGCGUAUGUGUUGGCUCCAGGACCUUUGAAGAUGCAGUGCCCCUCGUGUAUGGCGGACAUCAAGACAUCUACCGUUUCGGAUCAUCAGCCUAUGGCGCAUGUCUGCUGUCUCAUUCUCUGUGUUAUCGGAUGUUGUCUGUGUUCGUGUCUACCCUACUGUAUGACUUUCUUCAUGAAAGUUCACCAUUUUUGCCCCCGAUGUAGAAUAUACAUCGGCACAUGGAAAGGCUUCGAGCCCUCACAAAGACUCAUUGCGCUAAGAGUUUGAAAUUCCCAGGCUCUGGGAAUGAAUUCAACAAUAACGAGCGACAAGUCGCGACGAUUCUCACGCAGAUUAUUAUAUCAGUGAGAUGCGAUUUUUCUCAAAUAAAAACAUUAAGUGGUAUUCGUGUCAGGAUACACCUCGAGGACGAUCAUUUGUCGCAUCUAAGUCGCUGUUGUUGACAGACGACGGGAGGAAACAAACUUUUCUAAUUUCGAAUAAUUUCUAUUGUUUUUUAAAAGGACUUUUUACUGUUGUUAGUGUUUUUUUUAUGUUUGUUGGUAAGUUAUUCUAUCAAAAAGAGCCAAGUCUUCCCAAAUAUUGUCGAAGGGAGUUAUUUUCUUCGGAUAAAAAUGAAGAUUAUGAUUUGUAUCGUAAAACAUCGAGGGAUGUUGAAAAAUGUUGUUAUAAGAGAUUAUCCAAUGAUAUUCAAUCCUCGCCUUUCAAAUCUAUUCCUAAAUAUUGAACCAUCAAUGUUAAAUGUGUGAAGAGUAAUAUCUGUUCUACAGAUAUUUUAUGUCACCGUAAAAAUAUAUGAAUAAAAAAUAUUUUAUGUCACUGUAAAAAUAUAUGACUGUAUGUAAGGUGUAAUAAAUACACAUUAGUUAUAUAUGGUCGAUGAAAAAA